Molecule: messenger RNA, 5577 nt
Organism: Amphibalanus amphitrite
Lineage: Eukaryota; Metazoa; Arthropoda; Thecostraca; Balanomorpha; Balanidae
Product: voltage-dependent T-type calcium channel subunit alpha-1G-like
Exons: 20
Biological process (GO): neuronal action potential; calcium ion import; sodium ion transmembrane transport
Cellular component (GO): voltage-gated sodium channel complex; neuron projection; plasma membrane
Molecular function (GO): voltage-gated sodium channel activity; low voltage-gated calcium channel activity
Source: RefSeq, a predicted model, not a curated record
GGCCGCGGCGGCGGCGGAGUCACAUGAGUCACAUGAGCUACUUCAGCCCGGCUCCAGAGCCCGUGACCCGACCCCUGGCGCGCUCUGUGUCCUGGACUACAGACAGGAGAGGCGGCGACUCACAGACGUAUCACACCUCACAGCUCCGCCGGAGAUUAUGAUGCCGAUCAUCACAAGGACGGCGGCCACGCCUCAGUCAUCUCCCCACGCCACGCUGGAGAGCAGGCACAACCACCGGCACGCUGCCCUGGCUGACGUCAUACAGGGUGGCGAGUGCCGGAACGGCUCCGGCCUCUCGGGGGCGGGACACUGUUCACUGAGCUCCUGUCCGUCGACACCGGGCCGCUCUGACGUCAGCAGCCACGAGCCAAUCGCUGAGGAGGGAGAGGAGGGCACCUCCGAACAGGAGACACCGCAGCCCACACUCAGUCGUCAGGCGAGCGUCAACCGCGGCCAGCCUCGCUCCUGUCUGGCCCGCAGCAGGAGUGUCAGGAGCGGUCACAAAGUCGAGAUCGAUGACCCGGCGUCGGCACCGACGACUGACAGACUGUCGGGGCGAGACGAGCUAUACCAGCGGUACAACGGUCGCGUGAGGAAGUUCUCAUGCGACUCCCAGCAGCGGCCACCGUCCAGCGACGGCUCCAGAAGGCUGAGUUUCUCCGACACACCGUCCAGCUUCAUGGCCAGCCGUCAUAACUCCUUCGGCAGUCGCCGAAACUCCACUGUUAGCCGGCAUAACUCGUUUGGGAGCCGGCCUAACUCACUGAGUAGUCGGCAGAAUUCCUUUCGGAGUCGAAACAACUCGAUUGGAAGCCGGUACUAUUCGAUUGGCAGCCGUCAAAACUCAGUUGGGAGCAGGAGGAAUUCGGUCACCAGUCGACAAAACUCGUUUCGGUUCAGUCGACAGAGCUCACUGCAUCGGCAGUCCUCGGUGUGCUCCCGGUCGUCGGCGGCGCCCAAGUUCACCGUUCUCGCGCUGGACACGAUACCCCUGGACCGGAGUGGCUCGGCUCUCACCAACUCCAUAUCACCACAUAAGAAGGUGCCGAAACUGCUGGGUCUCUUCGAGCCGCUCGAGUGUAUGAAGAAGAGGGCUGACUGGUCGCUGUAUCUCUUCGCCCCGGAUAAUGUCGUGCGGCGACUAUGCCGAUGGCUGACGGCGCAGCGCUGGUUCGACCACACCAUCCUAUUCUUCAUCGCCCUCAACUGUAUCACGCUGGCCAUGGAGAGACCCAACAUCCCUCCCGACUCGUACGAGCGGGCCUUCCUCGUCGCCUGUAACUACCUCUUCACGGUGGUCUUCGGACUGGAGAUGCUGGUCAAGGUGAUAUCCCAUAACCUGUUGUACGGCCACAACAGCUACUUCAGUUCGGGCUGGAACGUCAUGGACGGCAUCCUGGUACUCAUCAGCGUGGUUGACCUCUGCAUGUCUCUCAUGUCCACCGGCUCACCAAAGAUCUUCAACAUACUCAGGGUGUUCCGCUUGUUGCGCUCACUGCGUCCCUUGCGGGUCAUCAACCGCGCACCCGGUCUGAAGCUGGUGGUACAGACGCUGCUUUCCAGCCUGAAGCCCAUCGGUAACAUCGUCCUCAUCUGUAUGACCUUCUUCGUCAUCUUCGGCAUUCUCGGCGUUCAGCUGUUCAAGGGCACAUUCUACUACUGCGACGGUGACGACUUAGUGGGUGUCACCAACAAAACUGAGUGUCUCAGUCGACCGGGAAACGUCUGGGUCAACCGCAAGUACAACUUUGACAACCUGGGCACGGCGCUGAUGGCCCUGUUCGUGCUCUCGUCGAAGGACGGCUGGGUGAACAUCAUGUACACCGGUCUGGACGCAGUGGGGGUGGAUCAGCAGCCGAUCGAGAACUACUCCGAGUGGCGUCUGGUGUACUUCAUCUCGUUCCUUCUCCUGGUCGGCUUCUUCGUGCUCAACAUGUUCGUCGGAGUCGUGGUGGAAAACUUCCACCGGUGUCGUGAAGAACAAGAGAAGGAGGAGAAGGCGCGCAGGGCCGCCAAACGAGCCAAAAAGAUGGAGAAGAAGAGGAAAAAAAUGCGCGAGCAGCCCUACUACGCCACGUACACGCCCGGGCGCCUUCUCAUCCACAACAUCGUCACCUCCAAGUACUUCGACCUGGCCAUAGCCAAUGUGAUCGGUCUGAACGUGGUCUCCAUGGCUAUGGAGUACUACAAGAUGCCCGAGGAGUUGCGGUACGCGCUGCGCGUCUUCAACUUCUUCUUCACUGCCGUCUUCACGUUGGAGAUGCUGAUGAAGGUGGUGGCACUCGGCUGGAGGCGCUACCUCAAGGACAGGUGGAACCAGCUGGACGUCGGUAUCGUGGUCCUCUCGGUGGUCGGUAUCGUACUAGAGGAGAUGGAAAACGACCUGAUACCCAUCAACCCGACCAUCAUUCGAGUCAUGAGAGUCAUGAGGAUAGCCAGGGUGCUGAAGCUGUUGAAGAUGGCGAAGGGAAUCCGGGCCCUGCUGGACACGGUAAUGCAGGCGCUGCCGCAGGUCGGCAACCUGGGCCUCUUGUUCUUCCUACUGUUCUUCAUCUUCGCCGCACUGGGAGUGGAGCUGUUUGGUCGGCUUGAGUGUAAGGAGGAGUACCCCUGCCAGGGUCUGGGCGAGCACGCCAACUUCAGAAACUUCGGCAUCGCCUACCUGACGCUGUUCAGGGUGGCGACCGGAGACAACUGGAACGGCAUCAUGAAGGACACGCUACGGGAGAACUGCGAUUCGUCAGCGGACUGCAUCAAGAACUGCUGCGUCUCGCCCGUGAUAGCCCCCAUCUUCUUCGUCGUGUUCGUGCUGAUGGCUCAGUUUGUGCUCGUGAAUGUGGUGGUCGCGGUGCUGAUGAAACAUCUGGAGGACAGCCAUAAACAGAUGGAGGAUGACGUGGACAUGGAGCUGGAGCUGGAGCGACAGAUGGAGAGGGAGCAACAGCUGGACAAUAUCAAACAGGUUCAGAAGCUGGUGGAGGAACAGUGCAACAGUCAGAGAAGGCGGGCGGCGCUCGUCAAGACACCCUCACUGCCGGCAAACUUUGUCUUUCACGACUCUUCUGAGGGCGACACAUCAUCGGUGUCUCUGCGGCCUCCUCUUCAGCGGAGUUGCGUCAGCUUUGAUGCCGAACAUGUGGCAGGCCUAGCUACACCCAGUGUCAGCCAACUGAAACUGCCGGUGGAGACAACCACUGCAAUGCUGACAAUCGAAACCAACUCUGCUAGUCGGUCUGACAACCAGGGAAGUAGCUUCUACGGCGACCGCGGCAUCAGGCGAGGAAGUCAGGGAGCGGUGGCGGAGAGUGUUGGUCCAGCGGACAUAUCAGUAGAGCGGGCGCAGGAUCAGCGCCCGACUUCCUCCGCAGUUAGUUAUCUGGCCUCCUGCGUGGCGGCCUCCAUGAUGCCUCCAGGAACUCUUCAGGAACUCUCGUCUAGAACUCCUGGAGGGGAUCACUCUGUGGAGCUGACGCUGAACCCGGGUCUGGCUCGGACCGCGGAUCCGGUGGUUUUCUUAGCGAACCGCGCCUCGACUGGGCCGGGUGUGUCGUCGUUCGACCAGUCCUCGGUCAAAUCCAUGACUUCUGCGGGUCUGUCGGGAACCGCUGAGACGUCCCAGGCUUCUGGUCAGUCUGGAGGAAAGGCUUCCAGUCAGACUGCGCGUCAGACUUCGGGACGGACUGCAGGGAAAACUGGCGCCGGGCCUGCGAUCUCAACUGUGACACAGCUUGUCGCUCAAACGCUGAACCCGUUGGCAGCCAUCGGGAGGAGUUUGACAUCGCCCUCACAAGCUCCGCCCCUCUCCCCCGCUGUAGCUUCCUCUGCCUGUGCGUCAUCUGCAACGAAGUCUGCGGUUUCAGCGUCUGCUUCUUCUUCGUCUACUGCUGUGACGCCUGCUUCUCUAGUAUCAUGCACUCCAGUGUCUUCAGUUUCAACAUCUACUGCUACAACAGGUUCAGUUCCAGCUUGUUCAGCUUCAGUGUCAACAGCUAUAGCGUCAGUUAACCCAACAUCGCAAACCUCGACAUCGUGUCCUCCGUCAGCAUUGCCAUUAUCACCAACGACAGAGACAAACAGUCCCGUAUCGGAGGGCAGAACUGCGCCCUGUUCUCCUGUGGCAGAGGACGCGUCACCUCCUUCAGACUCUCCGACGAUUCGCAGAGGCUCUGAGAGUGUCCCUCCCGAGGCGGCAAAGUCGACAGAAGGUGAGGACAGAGUGGAGAGAGCAGACACAGCCGGGAGCAGGGAGCGGACGACGGGGUCGGAGCGAACGCCCCUCCCUGAGCUGUACUCAUUCGAGGAGGCAGCGCGAGUGCUUCUGACGAGUUUCGAUACGUGUAGAGCGCUACAGCGGCCGAUGGACGUGGAUUCGACCAGCUGUUCGGCAUGUUCGUCUCCGGCUGAUACUGCGGGGAGCUGGUCGGACCUCGCCUCAUAGCGAUAGUGACCGCGCUGGGAGCCCGGGGGCAACGGGACAGUGACUGUGAAUCACGCAGGUGAUGACUGUGACUGUAGCCAUAAGCAAAAACUUCAGUGAGCGAGAAUUAUUUAGGGAUAUUCGCCAGGGGCCACAACGAGUAGUCUCGGACUAAAGUCGAUUGCAUGCCGGGCAUGAGGGUCUUAGCGAUAAUGAACUUAUGUCCAGGACACCUUACCCCGAGUCCCUGUCGGAUGACUCGCUGUCUUUGCUAUGUAACAUCCUUGGUCACCGUGUAGCACGAUGUGCAUCAGAAACGUUCAUUGUCCAGCUCAUACCAUCCGAAGAGUCAGUGAUAUGAUACUUGGCGAGACUUCGACAGCAUCGAAUGUAUACCAGCAGGUGGAUUCCAGCAGUAGGCCGCAGACACGGACGUAUAAAUAAACGUUUAUUUAUGGCGUUUAUUUAUAAAUUACGUCCGUGGCUGCAGCCAAUGGAGCUGUUCAAACCCUCCUAGGGCUUGUAAUACCCUCGGUUCAAAGCUUUCCAACUCAUGUGGACAUGUCUCACUAGAUUACCAAUCACUGUGGACGUGCGUCACCAAAUAAUGUCGAUUCGUGAUACCAGAUCACUAAAAUAUCCACUGUAGACCUGUGCUGCCGAACUGGACGUCAAAAUGCUAGCAUGUGACCCCUAGUGACACUGAAUGCCCGACAACUGGAACAAUGAUCUGAUUCGUCAACCAGAACAAUAAUUUGUAUGCGCCCGGCCGGCCCGGGGACGGACGAUCCCAUUCAGAUCCCGUGUGUGUGUGUCAAAGUAUUACUGCAAACAUGUAUGCCUACAUACGAAGGCCUAGCGCACAUUGUUGUACUCAGAGAAUGUUUAUUGAAGUGUUUGUGUGUCUGUGUGCGCUUGAGAGCCGUAAGAACGUGUGGUUGGGUGGCGGUGGGCCGAACUGUGCUCACCGGAAGGUGAUGGUGCGAUAUGGUCAGAAGUGCUCCCUGAUUUAGUAUCACGAUACUGAGCAUGGCGUCACAAACUCUGUGUUAUAGACGGCGGUGGCGAUAAGAGUGUUAUUGUAUUGCCAUGUUGGUAAAAAUGAGCGUUGUUGACGUUUUCACCCUGAACGCUAGCAAUACAUCGGUUCCGUUAAGAUC